AUGUCUCAGCAGCAAAGUCAUUCGAGCGGCAGGGCCCCUCAGGCCGCUACCCCAGCCACGUCUUCCAACACGGGACAGGUCACUGAUGCCAAUGACCUUCUUAACGAGCUUCGAAAAGUGUAUUGGGGGUCGGUCGAAAGAGAGGCUCGAAAUAUGAUUGAGUUCUAUUCCGAUUUAUGUUCUCUAGGGGAUCUUGCACUCAAGCCCGAGAUUGACUUGAACGUGUGCUGUGACAGCUUCAAGAAGAUCUUCGACGUCUGGAUGGGUUGCCAGUCCGGGCUUGAUAAAGACUCUACGUCAGAUUUGUACGGAGAGGCUAUCAACGCUGCAAAAGACCAUUUCACCGCACCAAGAGACAAGCGAGAGUGGGCUGCUCGUCUGAUUUUGCAGGCUUCUGGUCUCCUUGACCUUGAUGUCCUUUAUGAGCCAACAAACGGUUCACAGAGAUACGUCAAAAUGCAGCAAAGCCAACCAAAUGUUGAGCGAGUUGAGAUUUGCAAGGAAGGCCGGAACACACAUGUUGUCCGCGGAAUUACCUGCAGCUAUUGCCACUCUCUGAUUAAAUCCGUAGCAUUCUACGAAUGCAGAGAGGGAUGCAAAUCUUCUUGCUUCUACGAGUCGUUACCAGAAGCCUCUGGGCCUCCAGCCUUUUAUAUUCCCGGCGAAACGCCAACUCAAGAUGAGGCUGUCUGGAAACAUUAUCCGGCCUACAGGGUUUGCUCGGUAUGUAUGAGCAUAACGAACACCAACAUCCUGGAUCCCUGUGAUCGCGGUCACUUGCACGAGGUAACCUACAGCGAGCCGAACAUCAAGGGCCUUAAAGCGUUUCGUUCUGAGCUUAUCAAGACGGAGCUUCACCGACAAAAAGGACAUGACCGCGGCACGUCCUCGAAUUCGAGCCAGGAUGCUGGCCACGUCGUAAAGUUCAUCGAAAAAGCUCUCCGAUCAACCGAGGGGUUGUGGCCAACAAACCCGCGGCUGUUUCUUCGAACAGUGGGUCUCAUGAUGAAAGGCCAUUACGCCCCAUCUGGGAACUUCCAUUUGUCCCUAAUGUUUGGGCCUUUGAUAUUUGAGUCUGGGGUGCCCGGCACCAAGCACGGGGUUUCCAUCUCGCCGCGGCCACCACCGGCAUUCUUUAGCGACUAUGGAGUAGGAGAUGUCGACGACCUAUGGCGGAUGGAAAAGCGACCGUUUUUCUAUUGGGAUAGGGAAACCGGGAAACCUCACCGAGACGCGAGGGCCGAGGAGUUCCCGUUCAGGCCUAGACCGAUUCUCGCUUGUCUGAAGAGAGUUUAUAGCGCCGCUUUCUCCGGAUUUCCUGAACGGGCCCAGCUACGCGAGGGCGCUGUUGUGCAACGCCUAAUGGAGCUAGGCAACAGCUACAUGAGUCUCCCUAGAGAAAAGGAGGCCCUGCGGCGACGGUCUGCGCUCAAGGAGCUCGCCGAGGGUUUGCGAUCGAGCCUUGAGAUAUGCCUCGGGGGGGAGGUUGACAAGCAUCUCUCUCGCAUCGCAAACAUCCUCGUAGAGAGAAAAGACAGAGGCGAGUGGAGCAUCCUCACCAACAACUGCCAGCUCUUGGUCAACCUGCUCCUAGGCGGCGACGACUUCGAGUACGUCAUCCCAUUGCCUCCGAAAGACUUGAAGGAAGAGAGCUUCCGGUGGCCACGCUAUCUCAUCAGCUUCGGGAACCACAUCGAGGGCUUCGGCAAGAGCCUCUACCAGCCCAACGGCCUCAUAACUCAGUACAACCAAAGCAACCCGGCCGUCGACUACGAUUUGAUUGAGUAUAUCAGCAAAUGCGUUAACACCCCCUCCGAGUCCCACUCCAAGUCCCUCGCGAGACUCUGCUGGUUUCCCUCUACAAGCCUUUGCUCCCAAGUCUUUCUCGAUACGCUCUGGAGCUUGCCUGGCGACAGCCUCUCUCUCCUCCAAUUCCACCUACUUCGACCACCGCACAAAUACCGCCUAAACGAAGAAGCUUGGAUCAAGAACCGGCUGUGCGUAAUGCAGGCCCUCGGCGUUAUGGCCACCUUUAUGGGUGCGAUCGGCAACGCCCUCCAUCGCCAUCUUGUUGCGCGCGAUGGCUUCCUGCUCUCGCAGAUUACGAUCCCACCUGCGCGCGUGCUCGGCAACGUGCGAGCUGACGAGCGGCUUCGCAUCCUUGACCAGCUCGGGCCGAGAUGGACGUUUUACGACAUCGUUAACAGGACCCCCAACGCUAUGAGCGCGGUGGUCGAAAGUCCAGCCCGCUUUUGGACGUCGUCCCGAACCGAGGAUGACCCUGUGCAUGGGGAGGAGGUUGUAUCACGGAUGUUGGGGUGGUUCCUUGCCCCUAUUUCGGCUAUUAGUCCAGGGGUAGGAGCCGCGAUCGGGGGGAGUCUUCGGUUGCAUGAAGAUUGCUGGGUUGUAGUAAAUAUUGGCUCACAUACAUAUGUUCGGCAGUAUCUGUGUAAGAAGCUGGAAAAUGUUAGGGAUAGGCUAGAAUAGGAAUUGCGG
Chaetomium fimeti is the source of this 2496-nucleotide messenger RNA. RefSeq lists its product as uncharacterized. Lineage: Eukaryota; Fungi; Ascomycota; Sordariomycetes; Sordariales; Chaetomiaceae. The coding region runs from base 1 to 2487 and encodes 828 amino acids. The transcript has 7 exons. The record is from RefSeq and is a predicted model, not a curated record.